AUGUCAUGGGAUCUGGUAGGGAAUGUUUAAUGUGCUGUUUUGCUAUCGGGUUUGGAGAUACUGUCGUGUUAUUCAAUAAAUAGCUUAUUUGUACUAAUAAUAUUGAUAGUAACAAUACUAAUAAUAAGUUUAGGACCAAAAGGCGGCUCGUGAAAGAAGAGUCCAUCGGAUUGGCCUAAGACGUCGCGAUGACAAUCAAACAUUAGCUCAAAUGCUUUACAAACAAGACAUCAUAACUCACCCUAUUGCGUUGGUGCUUGAACAGGACCUCGUAAUCUUUGGUUGUAAGUGGACAUGUAAAAGGGCAGGAUAUAAGUUUCGAAUCUACCGCCCUGGCAUAUCCAUCCCAAAAUGUCUUCGAGUUUUUUUAGUCAGGUUUAGUUUUAAGGACUUUUGUUUCCUUUACACUCUAUUCUUCUGUCCUUGGCCGUCAACAUCAUAUAAAGUGUUACCAUGUUUUGCAGUGCUCGUUAUACAUAUAAAUGCCCAUAUUUUAUCAUUUUUUAGCUUUCAACGAUCCAGACUGCGGCAGCUUCACUCUAAUCGACAUUGCGGAUGACUAUGACUGGAUAUUCAAAGGCACAUACUUCAAAUUCUUAGAUCUGGAGUAUGACCAACCGUUUAUGGUAUACUCCUUCAUUUUCAUGCCUAACAAAAGAGCUGCACCCAAUGUCCCCCGGGGUUUGAAAGGAGAUCUGAAUAGAAAAAAGAGAAUAAAAAGUUAUCAGGCAAACCAUUUCGAAAAGUGUUAAACGAUCCUGGUAACGAAUGAAUUGAACCAUCAAGCCAAAGUGGCCAAGAGGUUGAGGUUAGCCUAACGCGCAGUAAUUUUUUCUGAUUUGAACGCUAUACCUUUAAGAAAUAUAAAAAUUGAACGUAGGGACGUCGCUACGAUGUUUCUCUGGGGGGGGGGGGGAGGAGAGAGAAAAAAUUUCUUUGGCCCACAGGUAGCUGUGGACCGAUUUUUCGAAUUUUUUUUCGUUUUUUUCACGUACCUGCCGAUUUUUUUUGCGGAUGAGCUCUGGGGGGGAGUCACCCCGAACCCCCAAACGACAUCCCUGAUUGAGCGUACUGUAACUGGCUAUCCAGCUAACUACAGGUUUUAAAUAUGGUUUUCGUGGUAACUUUUUAUGCUCUUUCAUCCUAUAUAGGCGGCUUACCAUAGCUAAGAGAUAGUUGAUGCAACUCCUUUGAACGUAAGCUUCAUAUUUGCAGAUGGCUGUCUCAGACGACUAUGGCAUCUCAAUCCACCGUGGUAUUUUGCAAAAAUUGAUUGAGAUAGAGUGCUUAUUGUUUUUUGAAGCAGCAACUUACAAUAGAACUUGUGGUGGAUUUGAAGGUAAAAUUUCAAACAAAAGUAGAAAAAUAAAAAAAAAACUAAAAACAUUUAAAAAAACACUUGCUCAACUGAAAAAAACUGAAAAGACAUUUAUUUUUAUUUUAUUUUCAAAUUUUAAUUUAUUUUACUUUUAAAUACUUUUUUUCUUUUUUUAACUGUCACUUUGUAGACAUAAACGUGUGGCAACUAAACAACUUCAAGCUUCAGCUAACAACCGAAGAAUUACAGGAAGAAACCGUGCACAAUAUUUUUAACUUUUACCCGAUUGAUCCAAAUCCGGAAAACUAUUUAUUACGCCUAAAUUACUUUGUAAGUUAACCUUGAAUUUCUUUUUUCGUUUUUUUAUAAGCUGCGAUUACGAAUUUUCCAUUCUUUGACUUGUCAAAAAAUUUCAUUUUUAUCACUGAUUGAAAGUUUUGAAUCGCCCAAGUUUUUUGAGAAAAAGCUAACAAGGUUAAAUACCCAAGCUGCCUCUUUCAGAUUCAGCUCAAAAUUUUUAUUUGAAUUCUUUGUACCGCUAAUAGUACCCAUAACAAAUUUUAACUCGCGCUUUUGAGUUUUAAAUUUGAAUUAUUUUGGUUUCCCGCCAAUUUGACAAACUUGGCUUGCGUUUCAAACACUUUUUUCGACUUUCCAGACAAGCUACGCUUAUGAAUUUAAAAAUUAAGGUUUAUUUAAAGGUAUUCUACUAGUAUAUCAAGGAAAAAUUCCUAAAAAUUAAAAAUGGCAAAUUGAUAAGCAUGAAACACAAUGCCAUUUUGGCGAUAACUUCAAAACGUAUUUUUAUAUGGAUUUUCUCCUGUGGCCUUCAGGUGGGGAGUUUUGGUCGGGGGGCGGGAGUCGAAAAAAUCGGCACAUGUACCUGUGACGAUUUUUUGCAAAAGGUUUUUUUCCAAAAAUUCACAGGGGGGACCACUUUCAACUUUUUUUUGAAAAUUUUUUUUCCCCGCCCUCUCGGGCCUACCCGUACCAGCACGUUUCCUUUCAAUCUUGGUUCCCGGGUCAGAACUGGGGGCCUCGAGUGACUCUUUUCAGGUUUAUUGAGAAACGUUGGUCAAACAUUAUUUUUUCAGUACCAGAGGCGCUACUGUACUGCCCUUGAUUACGGAAACAAUCAAAUUGGGUUUGCCGAAAAAUACGAAUCAACUGCGAGAAGGAACUUGGGUAAAGGGCUCAAAUCACAAUAA
Molecule: messenger RNA, 2526 nt
Organism: Bursaphelenchus okinawaensis
Lineage: Eukaryota; Metazoa; Nematoda; Chromadorea; Rhabditida; Aphelenchoididae
Source: the annotation of a GenBank genome assembly